Anneissia japonica is the source of this 1325-nucleotide messenger RNA. RefSeq lists its product as uncharacterized. The record is from RefSeq and is a predicted model, not a curated record. Lineage: Eukaryota; Metazoa; Echinodermata; Crinoidea; Comatulida; Comatulidae. Gene Ontology annotation, molecular function: calcium ion binding. Gene Ontology annotation, biological process: lipid metabolic process.
AAAUUAAUGGUUGUGUCAUAGCUUAGCGCUGAUUUCAAAAACAUUCGGACAAGUCAGUCUAGUAAGCGGUUAAUUUUAUACGUGUUCAAGUACAGCCGUUAUAUUAGCACAGUAUGUCAAAUAAAUCGAAACCAAAUAUCCAAGAUUUGCAACAUGAAGAUUUGGCUGCACUGCGAGGUGUUGAUGUUUCUGAAAUUUCAGUCCCAGCUGACCUUAAGGAAAACGUGAAAGAGCUUGCCAAAUACGAAUAUCCAUUUCGCAAUCUGAUAUUUGGUGGUGGCGGUAAUCGGCUAUUUGCAUAUACGGGAUCUUUAAAGGUUCUUGAGGAUGUUGGCAUAUUAUCGAACAUUAAGAGACUGGGAGGAACGAGCUUAGGAGCACUUACGGCGUGUUUCAUUGCACUUGGACUGACACCGCAUCAGUUGGUCGUCGAAGUAGAGAAAGCAAGGUGUAAAGUUGAGAAAAUGUUGCUAGAUGCACGAUGGGGUAUCCUCAGUCUAAUUUUUAACUUGAAAUCUGAGUACGGAUGGCAUCCGGCCAACGCCUACACCAAGUGGUUAGAAGACAAUAUCAAAGAUUAUGGAGGACAUGGCCAACUUACGUUCAAAGAGCUUUAUGAAAAUACUGGUAAAGAGUUGUGCUGUGUUGCAACCAAUCUUAACCUAAUGACAGCCGAAUACUGCCACGUAAAAACCACGCCAGAUCUGCCGAUAAUUGUUGCACUGAGAAUGAGUAUGUCAUUGCCAGCUCUUCUAUGUGCCGUAAAACACAACCUGAGAGGAGAGGAUGAUAUUUACGUUGAUGGCGGGCUAUUGUGCAAUUACCCUAUACAUGUGUAUGACGGAUGGUGGCUGUCAAUGAAAGAAGAAAAUACGUUUUUUAAGAAACUCCGGCCAGCUGCAAAUAUUGCCAAGCUCUACGACACCAAAGAACGAUUUAAAGAAAAAAAUAAAGAAACAUUGGGUUUGUGUCUUUACACUGAAACUGAGUCAAGUUUAAUGCAGAUUAAUUUCAACGAGCGAUAUUGUGGGAAACAUGCUAAAAUCCCAGAUACUAAGCUUGCAAGAAAACGAAAGGAUACAAUCGAGAAGAAGAAAAAGUGUAGUAAUAAUCGCAAAGCACUCGCCUCAUCGUUUGUCAAGUUCUUUGAUGUCAUUGAUAAGUUUGACAAGGACAACAGCGGAACCCUCAGUUUGGCCGAGUUCAAUGAUUUAUUCGAAAGAAGUAAUACUGAUGACUUCACACAGGAGGAUUUUCGCACUUUGUUCGGAAAAGAUGAUAUCAAAAUAGUGUUCAAGGAAAUCGACAAAAACAACAGUGGAGAG